GUUUUAUUAAUUCCCAAAUUCCCAUAACACAGCAAAGGCUACGAUUUAUAUCAACAGCAUCAUGUCUGCAGAUCUGGAUCUGUCUCCUCCGGAGGUUCCCGAACCCACUUUCUUCGAGAGUCUCUUGCGUUAUGGAUUAUUUCUAGGAGCCAUUUUUCAACUCAUCUGCAUUUUAGCUGUAAUUAUACCCACAUCCAAGAGCCACGAACAGGUGGAGCCGUCGGAGCCGGUUGACACUCGCAGCUCUGAGCAGAACCGCAAGCCAAAGGGACCCGUUCUACAAAUCCGACAGAAACUGAAAAAGGAGAGCAAGAAGAAGAGAUAGUGUGUGUGUGUGUGUGUGUAUAGACUGCCUGACUGAGUGAAUAUAAAUGAGGGAAACAUUAAAGGUGCAGCAGGAACCUUGUGUAAGGAUUCAGCUGUGGAUCUGAUCAACUCGCGGAUGAUGAAUUGACUUACAGCAGCAUUAGAGGAUGUGGAUGCAACGAGAUAUUGUGUAGUUCAGACAUUAUAACAUCUGAUUUCAGUUCGGAUGUUGCCACGUACUUCAAAACAGUGUUUUUGUUUCACACAUUAUAUAAGUAUCAGUGUUUUUGGAUAAUCUAGUGUUAUUUUAAGUACCUACAUCUGAAUAAACUGAUUGUCUGUUC
Molecule: messenger RNA, 650 nt
Organism: Rhinichthys klamathensis goyatoka
Lineage: Eukaryota; Metazoa; Chordata; Actinopteri; Cypriniformes; Leuciscidae
Gene: manbal
Product: mannosidase beta like
Exons: 3
Coding region: 62-325 (87 amino acids)
Cellular component (GO): membrane
Source: RefSeq, a predicted model, not a curated record